Molecule: messenger RNA, 7312 nt
Organism: Panicum virgatum (switchgrass)
Lineage: Eukaryota; Viridiplantae; Streptophyta; Magnoliopsida; Poales; Poaceae
Product: scarecrow-like protein 33
Exons: 4
Coding region: 5309-7078 (589 amino acids)
Biological process (GO): regulation of DNA-templated transcription
Cellular component (GO): nucleus
Molecular function (GO): DNA-binding transcription factor activity; sequence-specific DNA binding
Source: RefSeq, a predicted model, not a curated record
CGAAGAAAGAACCUCAACUGUCAGAUGAGAUCGUGUACAUGGGGAUGCUGCAGUCCGACCGGUCUGACCGGUCCAUGGAACCGGUCUGACCGGUCUCGGCGGGUAUAAAUACCCCACCAGCCCGUGGCUGGUUGAGUCUCUUGAGCCUUUUGAGUGCUUUGGUUUUCUCCUUUCCUCUCUCCCUGCUCUAGAUUAGGGCCAAGGUCUCCAACGCAAAGGAGGAUUAGGUUAUAGCCAAUCUCUCCAAUCAAGAGGGUGGAUGAUAGGGUGGUAGGCUCUAGCUUUGUAUAGGUGAUGACCUCUGAAAUUCUUGAAUGAAAUCGUGUUAAGUUCAUCACUUGUGUGCUGGAAUUUCGUCCUCCACUUUCUCCCUUCUCAAGGUUUGCGUUUUGGGCUGAAUUCUCCUCUUUUGGUGUGUUUUGUGUUUGGAGGAGUCAAGGCCUUGGAUUCGUGUUUUGCUGGACUCGUUGUGAUGAUUCUUAUCCAUCUAGCCUAGUGCCAAACCCCCUGGAAUCGCGAGUUCUCACGAAUCGGAGUUUUUCACGUUCUUGAGAAAACCCCAGUCCUCUUUGAUCAUCCCUCGAAUUCUCAAGUUCCUUUGAUCUUUUGGGAGAGAUCUCUUGGGGAUGUGUUCACGGGACAGUUGUGAAGGUAUCCUCCAAGUUUCGUUGGAUUUGGACAUCGUUUGCUCAAGAUUCAUCUUUUGGAGGUUGAAUUUCUGGCUGUCUGGGAAGGACCGGUCUGACCGGUGCCCAGGACCAGUCUGACCGGUGGGCUGCUGGCUGGCUGUUUUUUGCUAGUUUUUCGUGUUUGCUUCCGCGAUAUCUCCCGCUUAGUUUCCUAGGGCGUUUUGCAAAGAGAUAGAUAGUCCAUAGCUAUUCUCUCAUAUCCUAGGUUUGUGGUGAUUUUCGGGAUAUAGACCGACGGAUCGAUUUCGAAAGAAAUUUUGAUCGGCUUCCAUUCACCCCCCUCUGGUCGCCUUUUCGGUCCCUCAAGAUGUUGUCCUCAGCAACAUUGCCAAGAUGAAGCCUGACGUCUUCGUCCAAGGCAUCAUCAAUGGUUCAUAUGGAACCUUCUUCUUGUCUCGGUUCCGAGAGGCCCUCUUUUACCACUCCGCAAUGUUUGACAUGCUUGAUGCAACUAUGCCACGUGAGAGCCGGCUGCGGUUGGUGCUUGAACGGGGUAUCUUUGGUUGGGUUGCCUUGAAUGCCAUUGCGUGUGAGGGUGAGGACCGGGUGGAGCGUGGUGAGACAUAUAAGCAGUGGCAGAUCAGAAACCGACGGGCUGGUCUAAGGCAACUUCCGUUAAAUAGAGACUCCGUCAAUAUGGUGAGGAACAUGGUCAAGAAUCAGUACCACAAGGACUUUGUUAUCGAGGAGGAUCAGCAAUGACUACUGCAGGGGUGGAAAGGAUGCAUCCUCUUAGCCCACUCAAUGUGGGUGGCAGAAGGUGCUAGCUCCAGAUGGUAGUUUUUCACACUGAAACAUAAAUGGGAUACUAAUACCAGAUACAGUUAUGCUAGUGUUUUCCUGGAGAUCUAUAAAUACGAUCCAGUGGACUUGGAUUGGUUAGUUGCAUCUUUCCAGAUGACUUAAGGUAGGCAGCCACUGCCUUGACUCUUAAUCUGACAUUUUUUUUCGCUGUCUGAUUCAUUCGUACACUGAGUUCAAAUAAUGUAGUGAAAACUAAAUGAACAGAAGAAUGUGGUGAUCUCAUCCUUUAGUAUUUUUAAAUUGAAUACAUGAUGAUAAUGUAUUGGAUCUAUUGGCAUGCUAAGGAAAUUAGUAAAGUAACCACUAUGUUUGUUGCUACUGAGUACAGUUGCCUGAUAAGUAUCUGUUCGAAUGACAUGCUUUAUUAAAUCAGCUUUCAUUGGUCAAUCCGGUUCUAGGUACAUAUUUGUGUAGGAUGUCUGUCUUGCACUUCUCUUCAUCAAGGGUAACUAAAUAAAUGCCAUAUAAAGUAGCUAAUGUGCUUUAUUUGUCCUUCAUUCUUGUAUUGUGCUUUAUGGUCUUUAUUUUGUCUGUCAGUCCUGAAACUACUCUGAUUCUAUAUGAUCUUGCAAGAUAUCAAAACAAAAUGUUCCAAUUGAACUUGUAUUUAUAUAGGAGCUGCUUAUAUUUUGCAUUGAAUCUCUGUUUAUGCCAAGAUGAAUGGAAUGUUGUCUCCUUAUCUCCUUCUCAAGAACUAUUCCUUGUCCUUGUGUGCUGGCAACCUCCCGACAUGGCCAGCUUUGGUGAUUCCAACACCCAGUAAUGGGUUUGUCUAAUCUUCACAUGGAUUGGAUGGGGUUGAGGGCAACUCCAAGAUAAUUUCAUUUGGGACAGCACCUAUCCAGAUAACAAAGAUAUGUUGCAGCUAAUCAGCUAAAGCUAGCUCUAUCUGUAGGUAAGAUGCUCGAUGCCUGCCUUGAAACUCAGUUUUUUCUGUGUGUUUCUCUAUAUUUAUCUAUAAGGCUUAUUUAAAUACUCCUUCAUAUUUAAACAUAUGGCAUUUAGGACAAACCAAUUUAGUUCAUUAUGAUCUUAUUCGCUUGUCCUUUUUUUUUCUCGAACGGCGCAUGAGGACUGCGCGUCAUUUCAUUUAAGAUAGAAAAAAGGAGAGAGUACAGAGGUUAGACAACCCCUGUACUCCGUACAGUUUUGUAAAGGUCGACUCUUACAAAAGAAAAACAAUCCAUGACCAUGCCCCUAGGACCUAAGGUGCCAGGGGCAUCGACCUAUCUAGGAGCUCCUUGAGUUUGGAUGCUCCUGCCAUGCACCAAAGAGCACACUCGCUGGACACAGUCUGGAGGAGCAACUGAACACUUGGACGAGCACCCUCGAACACACAAGCAUUGCGGUGCUUCCAGAUUUCCCAUGUGACCAGGAUGAUGAGGGAGUUCAGACCCCUGCGACGAUCUUUUGGCACAGAUUUUAUAGUUAAGCUCCACCAAGCUGAAAAACUGGUCGUCGAAGUAGCAGGCUCGGCAAUGACCAAAUUCAGGUGCUGAGAUAUUAGCGACCAGCAUUGCCGGGUGAACACACAGGUGAGAAGGAGAUGCCUGGCUGUUUCAUGUUCUUGGUCGCAAAGAGGGCAAGCAGCUUGGUGAGGCAGGCCCCGCUUGGCGAGGCGAUCAGCAGUCCAAAUGCGUUGCUUGAUGGCUAACCAGAGGAAGAACUUGCAGCGCAGAGGAGCCCAGCUCUUCCAGAUUCGCUUGUCCUAAACAUCACAUAUUUAAAUGUUGAGGGAGUAUGUUUUUCAUUGCACAAUACUAUCCUUUUCCUUUGCCAUUUCCUAUGGAUAAAAGAAAAUAUUAUCUAUGUUUGCUUUAUACAGUAGCUAUAUAUUGUCUCCAUAUCUAUUGUCUCAUUAUCCAAAGAAGCAUUUGAAUCAUCCAACACUUGCAUUCUCCUGAUGAUGAUUUGAUCAAAAGCUACCACACAACAUUGCCACCAUACCAUUGAUCUCCAUGGACACCGUCCUGGAAGAAAUAUUUGUGGAGGAUCUCACAAACCCUUUCCUGGAGCACGGGAUGUUGGGGCAGUCUGUGUUCAAUGUCAUUGCCUGCAAGGGUGUGGACUUGUUGAACCAUCCAGAAAGAUAUAAACAGUGGCAGGUAAGAAACUAGCUGGCAGGUCUGAGGCAGCUGCCACUGCAACCGAUCAUUAUUAUUAUUUUUUAUUGGAAUACUCCAAGGGAAACCCCUGAAGCAUAAAGUGCGGCACCCAGGGUUUGAACCCUGGGUGGGAGCACUCCGGCCAGUGGCCUUUGCCACUGUGCCAUGAGCCCCUUCGCCCGAUCAUUAUUAAUUCACUGGAGUUCAAGAUAAAAAAGGACUAUCACAAGUAUUAUCACAAGUAUUGAGUUGCAUGCACCAACCGAUUCAACCCAAAAGCUUAAGCUGAUGGGGAGAGGUGGGCAAUUCACUUAUAUUCCAAUUUCCAACAACAAGGACUUUUUCUCAGUGAGGAUUGCCAAUGGUUGCUGCAAGGAUGGAUGGGGCGUCCUCUACGCCCACUCUUCACGGGUAGCAGAUGACAACAUUCCUGGAUGGAGCUUAGUUUUUUACUGUUGAAAGAUUACCAUGGUUUCCAUCAACUCCAUGUGCACUACUAGUCCUGUAUGCUGCUUGUUCUACAGUUUACUAAUUCAGGGCAGCUGCAGUGGCUACUGAAAAGUCUUUUAUGUUGUUAUAUCAUAUAUAUGUCAUGUAUCCAGGACUGACACUAGACAACUGCCAGUGCCCCUCUCCCAUCUAUAUGUGAUCCCCCCUUGCAAUUCCCUGGUGGCCGCGUGAUAUCUUUGGUCAUGGUUUUCAUCAAAUAAUCAUGAACAUAGCUCAGGAGAAAGGUCCAUUGUUCAUUGUGGCAGUAUCUCUUGUGCUGUAAAUUACAUGGCAGCUCUAGGUUCUUGCAACUGCUGCUCUUCCGUAGUUGUUUGAGAAGAAGUUGUAAAGAAUUCAAAAGCAACUUAUUGCUGAAGCCAAUUAAAUUUACUUUGUGCAUAAGUUCAGUGAGGAAUGAGGUCAAUUGGUGUCAGAAAAAAUUUAUUACUUGAACUGUGGCACUAUGCAUGUUUUAUGUGCUCCCAUUGUUUUUCUCAUGUUCAGAAUGAAAAUUUUCUGAAAAAACAUAUAGAAGCUCUGCAGAACAGGAAUGGAAGAGGACUGACAUGUUUACCUUUACUAUAAUACCACUGUAUAGAGGAACACUUCUAAUUGUUGGCCUUGAGUAUUAAAAUUUUCCAGGUUGUAAGUGAUUUUGUAAAAUUUUUUUGAAAGGAAAUCUCUUUUUGUGAAUAGAACCAACAUGAUCUGCUAAUCUGUCCUAGUAUUGUUUUCCUGCAUGGCCUUGUUGCUUAUGACGGGACAAGGUCAGAAGAUGGCUGCGACACCAAGAUGAAUGGGAUGGGCAAGGAGAGUUUGUCUUGUCCUUGCAUGGAUUGGACAGCAUCCAAGCUAAUACUAUGUUGACUUGGCAUAGCUGUUAAUGGGCUGAAACGGUGAAACCUAUACCUAUGACAAUGGCCAAAGGAUGGCUCCAACACCAAGAUAAAUGGGAUGGUGCCUCGUUGUCUCUAUUUUUGUCAAUAUCUUUUCUUUGUCCUUGUGUGCAAGCAACCUCUUGACAUGUCAAGCUUUGGUGGUGAUUCCAAUACCCAGUAAUUUGGAUCAGUGGAGAGCAAAUCAGAAAUAAUAAUAUCUUCACUUGGGACAACACAUAUUCAGGCAGCGUAGAUAUGUUGCAGCUAAUGAGCUAAAGUUCUGCUUGAGCAUCACCACCACCACGGACGAAUUCUUUCUGAGGGUCUCACAAUCUUGUCACCAAUGGACACUGAUGAUAGUCAGGAUUCACUCUUCCCUGAUGACAUGGUCCUCUCCUACAUCUCGCGUUUUCUCAUGGAGGAUGAUACUGAAGACAAAAUCUUGCGCGGAAACUCUGAUCACCCUGCACUUCUCCAGGUGCAGGAGCCCUUUGCCCAAAUCCUCUUCUCCCCUUCCAUCAGUGCAAACAGUGACAACACCACACACAAGUGCAACAUGGAGGGGGCCAAUAAUUUAUUGCAGGGUCGCAACGGCAAUCAGUGCACUCUCAGCUCAGCCUUCUCCAAGGGUGAGGAUGCAGCGGGCGCAUUCUUGAAGAGCAUUGAAGAGGCAAGCAGGUUUUUGCCAAAAGACAAUGGCAUUAGAAAGGACCAGCUGGUGAACCAAGAAUGUGUCAAUCAUAGGGUAAUCAAGAAGAGGUAUAACAGGGACGAGCAUCAUGAGAGGGAGGUUUGCAGGGCCAGCAAAGCUAUGAUGAUGAUGGAAGAGCUUGAAGAGAUGUUCGAUAAAAUGAUGCUGCGCGGGUACGAAACAUGCAUCAAGGACAUGGAGAAGCUGCGCAGCGCCAAGGCCGAUGAGGCAAUGAAUGAUAAGAAGAGUGGUAGCAAGAUGAGGACUGAUGUGGUGGACCUAUGCACAUUGUUGAUUCGUUGUGCGCAGGCGAUGGCUGCGGGCAGUGUCAUGACCGCGCAGGAGCUACUAAAGCAGAUAAAGCAGAAUGCAUCAUCAACAGGGGAUGACACACAACGGCUGGCUCAAUGUUUCUCCAAGGGGCUGGAGGCACGUCUAGCAGGCACAGGGAGCCAACUUUGGCAAUUGCUGACGGCAGAGGGGCCCUUGGUCAUAGAGUACCUACAGGCCUACAAGUUUUACUUGGCAGCCUGCUGCUUCAACAGGGUGGCCCUCUUUUUCAACAUUAUGACCAUUGAGCAUGCCAUGGCGGGGAAGAGCAAGCUUCACAUUGUAGACUACGGUCCCCAUCAUGGGUUCCAGUGGGCAGGCUUGCUCCGCUGGAUGGCAAAUAGGGAAGGUGGCCCACCAGAGGUGAAGAUAACUGCUAUAAGCCGCCUCCAGCCGAGGUCCUGUCCAUCUGAGGGGAUUGAGGAUACGGGGCACCGGCUUGGCAAGUGUGCACGUGAGUUUGGUGUGCCAUUCAAGUUCCAUUCCAUCACCGCAAGGUGGGAGACAAUUUGCACCGACAACUUGAAAACGGAUGCUGAUGAGGUGCUUGUCGUGAUUGACCUCUUUAAUUUCAGUAUCUUGAUGGAUGAGAGUAUCUACUUUGAUAACCCGAGCCCCCGGGAUACUGUCCUCAAUAACAUCAGGAAGAUGCGACCUGAUGUCUUCAUCCAGGGUGUUGUCAAUAGCUCAUAUGGCACCUCCUUCUUAGCACGUUUUCGGGAGGCUCUGUUCUAUUACAGUGCACUUUUUGACAUGUUGGAUGCAACCAUCCCAAGGGAGUGUAAACUGCGGUCAGUGCUCGAACAGGGCAUGUUGGGGCACUCUGUGCUGAAUGUCAUUGCCUGUGAGGGUGUGGACCUGGUGAACCGUCCUGAGAAGUAUAGACAAUGGCAGGUGAGGAACCAGCGGGCAGGCCUGAGGCAGCUGCCACUGAAACCAAACAUAGUUAAGGUACUGAAAGAGAAGGUGAUGAAGGACCAUCAUAGGGACUUUUUUGUCGGCGAGGAUGGCCAGUGGUUGCUGCAAGGGUGGAAGGGGCGCAUCCUCUAUGCCCACUCUACAUGGGUUGCUGAAGACGCCAUUUCUGAAUGAAUGAAUACUGAGUGAUACCCUUUCUCAGAUCCCUGUGAAGUAAAUAAUACUGCAGGGGCGCUGAAAAGCAUUUAAUGCUGAUAUAUCAUAGAUAUUCUGGUAUGGUGGUAAUCAGGACCUACAGUGACAACUGCCAGGUGCUACUCUCCAUGUAUUUGUGGUUCCCUCUUUGCAAAUCCCCGAAGACCAAAUGAUGCAGCGUGCCUCAGGAGGAAGACGGAACGCUGUUGCCAU